AUGAAAGUGUUUAGCAUUCUAGCGGUAACUCAAGCUGCCGAUUGGGGUUAUGAAGACCAGGGAGAUAGCUGGAACGAUGAGAAAUGCGUAAAUGGAACUCGUCAGUCUCCAAUUAAUCUUCAAACGAUAACUGCAACCGCCAAAGCCGCGGGGGCAUGGAAAUUCAAAAAUUACGAUGAAAAGGCAGAUUGGACAAUUGCAAAUAACGGUCAUUCCAUCGUCGCGACUACCAACACUGAUAUGCACAUGCACAGCGACACCUUCGGCGACGAUGACAACUACAAGUUCCACUCUUGGCAUAUUCACUGGGGCAGCGAUUCUGAGCCUGGUUCUGAACACGAAAUGGAUGAUAAGCAGUUCGAUGCUGAAGCUCAUCUUGUUCACUGGAACACGAAAUAUGGGGUAGUCUGUAAUUCUUUUGACGAAGCCGUCGGGAAAGGUGAUGGGCUCGCAGUUCUUGGAUUUUUCAUCGAAAAAGAGAGCGAAAACGACGCUUCAGAUGACCAUGAGCUCGAUCGAUUGAUCAAAAAGGACGUCGACGAAAAUGUUCAAGAAAUGGACGCACAGGUCAAUCCUCAGGAUAAGAGCUUGAUGGAACUCUUUGUCAACAAUGCUGACACUUCUCAAUUUUUCCGAUAUCUUGGAAGUCUGACUACUCCUAAAUGCCAAGAAGCCGUUGUUUGGACAGUUUUUGUUGACCCGAUCACCAUCAGCAAAGAAACCUACGAUCACAUGAUUGUGAUGACCAAAGACUCAAGCGACACUUCCCUCGUCAAAAACUUCCGAAACGUCCAGCCAGUCGAAGGCCGCGAAAUUACGCUCUACACUGCUGUUUCCUCCGCUUUGUCGACUUUUGCUUCACUCACAGUUCUUGCUCUUGCUUUCUUCCAAUUUUUCUAA
This is a messenger RNA of Oikopleura dioica, 900 nucleotides long. The record is from the annotation of a GenBank genome assembly. Lineage: Eukaryota; Metazoa; Chordata; Appendicularia; Copelata; Oikopleuridae.